GGCAUGCUGACCUCCUAGCCACCUGUCAGAAUGCCAAGCAAGAAGGACUCAAAGAAGGACGCCAAAAAGGAUGCAAAGAAGGACACUAAGAAAGGUGGGAAGCCUGAACCUGAGCCCGUAAAGAAGGAAGAGGAGAAGAAGGGGAAAGGAGGGAAAGAUGACAAAAAGGGGGGGAAGGAUGACAAGAAAGGCGGGAAAGAUGACAAGAAAGGCGGGAAAGGAAAGGAGGACCCCAAGGCAAAGGGGAAGGACGACGGAAAGAAAGGAAAAGGGAAGAAGAAGGUGGAGUCCGAGGAGGACUCUGACCUACUGAGUGACGAGGAAGACGAGGAGUUCAGCGACGAGGAGGAAGACUCAGAGGAAGACCCGAGAGGGAAGGGACGCGGUAAGGACAAAGGAGGAAAGGGAGGGAAGUCCAAAGGGAGACGGGGAUCCUCCGAGGAUGAGGACGAAGAGGACGAAGAGGACGAGGAGGAAUAUGAUAAGAAAGGCAAGAAGAAAGGCAAAGAUGACAAAGGAUCAUCAAAGAGCCAUCCCAAAGGAGGGAAAGAUGACAAGAAGAAGAAGAAGGAAGUCCUUCCUCCACCUGCCAUUAAAGAACUACCAAAGAAGGGUCUGAAGAACAUGUCCAAGAUGUUCAUGAAGUUCUCCGGCCUGAAGAGGCGCAAGACCAGCAAGAGAAAGCUGAAAAGUACGUCCCGUCUGUUCCUGGGUCUGGGGAAGAGGAAAUCCCGGCUGGCGAAGAAGAAGCGGCGCAAGUCAAUGCUAAAAAACACAUCUAAGUUCAUGAUGCGCUUCCAUGGCAGCAAGAAGAGGAAACAGGAAAAGGAGGCAAAGGAGAAGGCGGCGGCGAGCGGUGGGAAAUCCACCUACAUGCUGCUGCGUCUGGACGGCUCAAAGAAGAAGAAGGGCUUCUUCAGAGGGUUAUUUGGUAAGAAAGGGCCCGACGGCCUGACCGACGACUUCAAGAACAGCAGCCUUAUGCUGGGUAAAGUUGCAGGAGCCACCAACUGGCUAACCAAGAGGUUCCUUUCAACUAAAAUGCACUCCAGUGCGCAUGAAGGCGGGGGCUGGGGGGGAAACCGAGCGCAGAGCCGUCAGGCCAGCAGCCGGCGGAACCACCACCCAGGGUACCAGAAUGAUGGCUAUGAACAUGGGGAGGACGUGUAUGGUUAUGACCAACAAAAAGGCUACGGCGGAUAUGAUGAUGGUUACGAUGGUUACGGCGAGCAGGCAGGGGCUGCAUAUGGGGGACACGAUCAGACGGGUUACUAUGACGAUGGGGCCGGGGGACCAGACUACCAGGACCUCGGCUACUAUGAGGAGGAUGGCAACUAUGAACCGGAGGCUGCCUACUACGAUGAUGGCCUCUAUGGACGCAACAAUGACAAUGGAAAUGCAAACAUGGACUACUAUGACCGGGGAUACCACCAGGAGCAUGAUUUAUAUGGUUAUCAACAACAGCAGCACAUGGACAUGUAUGGGGAAGAGGGAGUGGACUUCUAUGGAGAAAUGGGGGAAGAUUAUGGUCUCUAUGGGGAUGAGAUGGGGAAUUAUAUGAGUCCACAAGCUCAGGGCUUUUACGACGAUGGUCAGGCAGGUUACUACAAUGAUGGUACAGAGGGUUACUAUGACGAUGGACAAGCCGGUUAUUAUGAAGACCCAUAUGAGGCGACGAUGGGAAGGCAAAGGGGAUUCCAGCAAGACUACCAACUCAACUACAGCGAGGUUGGGAGUCCCUACCAAGACUACAGUUCCCUUCAGGCAACAGGAAUGUUCCCCGGUAACCAACAGCAAUAUGGAAUGGUUGUCAAAGGACUCGAACACGUACACGGUCAACAGGGAGGCCAAUACGUCGACCAGUUUGACCCGUACGGGAAUGACAUCGGGGAUGUUCAGGGAGGGGAGAUGACCUUCAGAGUGCCAAGACCGCAAGUGCGUCUGUUUGGAAAGGAACGUCUGGAUGUUCCCUUGCAUCCGGCGCCCACUCUACCCCCAGAUCCGGAGUUUGAAGACAUGUCGGAGAUCCAGUACGAGGACCAGAUUCCCUUUUCGCCGUACCAGCAGGACGACAUGAUGCUGCAGCAGCAGCAGGAACGACUGAUGAUGUCACCACAGCAGCGCAUGCCCCAGCAAAUGAUGUCGCCCCAGGAGCAGAUGAUGAUGUCACCCCAGCAGCAGAUGAUGAUGUCACCACAGCAGCCCCAGAUGAUGAUGUCACCACAGCAGCCCCAGAUGAUGAUGUCACCACAGCAGCCCCAGAUGAUGAUGUCACCACAGCAGCCCCAGAUGAUGAUGUCACCACAGCCCCAGAUGAUGAUGUCACCACAGCAGCAGAUGAUGCAGCAACAAAUGCCUCCUCAGGACCAAAUGAUGGUGUCAGCACAGGAAGAUCAAAUGAUGUCACAGCAGCUCAUGUCUGCACAGGACCAAAUGUUUAUGGAGUCCCAGAUGAUGCCCCAGCAUCCACAAAUGAUGACACCCAUGGCACCACAGCAACAGAUGAUGGCACCACAACAGCAAAUGAUGUCACCGCAAAUGGGGUUACCUCACCCACAAAGGAUGUCCCCCCAAAUGAUGUCACCACAGCAACAGAUGAUGGCUGACCAAAUGAUGAUGUCCCAGCAACAGGGCUAUGCCUCCCCCAUAGUCCCCACUCCGACUGCCAUGCUCAUAAAGCAGGCCAACAUGUCCCCUGCUCUUUCCCGCCGCUUCCACCCCUCUCCCACACCUUCCCGGCGCUCCGUCAUGAUGGGUUCGCCCCAGAUGAUGCGCCGCCCUCCUCCCAUGGCUUCCCCCAUGGCCCAGCACCGACGCAGCCCCUCCCCGCAGCACCCGAUGCGCGGAGCAGGGUUCCAGAGACCCCCUUCGGUUAUGUCUAGACGCAUGUCACCGCCGAUGUCACCCGUCUCCUUCCCGAGAAUGCGUCCUCAACGAUCGCCGUCCCCGCUGGCUCGGGGACGGUCACCCCCCCAUUCUCCCCGGGCCUCCAUGAUGCGUCGAAGCCCCCCCGUCUCACCCAGAGCGUCCAUGAGGCAACGUUCUCCCCCUCAGUCCCCCCGUGCGUCCAUUAGGAGAGCGAGCCCCCCUACCUCGCCCUCCCGCAGCCCGCUCGGGAGGAUGCGACUGAUCAGUUCCCCGUCUCCAUCGGUGUCCCCUCGGCAUGCCUCUCGCCCUACCUCACCCAUGCUCAGCAGGAGACACUCCCCCUCUCCUCCCCUCUCCCGCAGUAUGUCCCCCGCCGGACCUCGACGAGUGCAGGCCUCUCCGACGCUAUCACGGCGCUCCACUCGUUUAAUGAGGGAGCCGACCCCGCAGUCCCGGCCCCGGAUGAUGGGAAGGGGCCCCGUCCCCUUGGGCACAGUCCGACCCUCUCCCAUGGGUCUCCGAGGGCGACCGGUGCCCCCGCCGACGCAGAACGUCCGCCCCUUCCGUCCGUCCUCCCUGCGGAGCAACAGGUCUUCCGUUCUCACGGUGGACUCCAUUCUCUCCUCCCCGUUCCAGUCCCCUCACAUGUCACACCGCAUACCCCCCAGGAGACGCGACUCCAGCCGCAUGCCCUCUCGCCCCAUGGGUCGCGGGCGUCCGCUCAUGGUCCGGCAGCCCAGGAGGAUGCCUUCUCCACAGCCCUCCAUGAAGCACAUGUCCUACCCCGCAUCCCCUGCCAUGUCACACCGGAUGUCACGGCAAGCUUCCCCCAACCUACCUCGACGAGCUUCCCCGCAACCAAUGUAUGCCCCAGACGCUUACGCCGAUCCCCACAUGGAGCAGUAUAGUCAGCUCGGUCCCUCCUCCCCUAUGCUCUCCGGUGCACUGCAAAACCAGGCUAUUCGUGGGGCCUCCUACUCCUCCCCUUUGCAAAGACCGAUGUCUCCUUAUGAACAGCCCCUGCCACCCUCCUCUCCGAUGCUCUCCGGGGCAAUGCAGAACCAGGUCCUGAGAGACGCAUCCUACGCAUCUCCGUUGCAAAGGCCUCAGUCUCCGUACGGCCAGUCGGUUCCCUCGUCCCCCAUGCUGUCAGGGGCGAUGCAGCGUGGCGAGGCUCUCAGAGGCAUGACGUCCUAUCAGGUGCCCUCGCUGCAGCCUCAGUACGGUCCGACUGUAGUCACUCCGUCCGAUUACAUAUUCGAGCCUGCGCCCUCGCCGAUGUUGCACGAGGCCCUGCACAACCGCUCCUCCGACUUCCAGGGCGUCUCCACUCUCAGAAUGCCCUCGGCACAGCGCCGCGACUCUCAGGUCCAUUCCGGGCCCCAGCUCGGCCACGCACUGGACCAGAACCCUCACCUGAGGCAGGCGUCCUACCACACCAGCAUGCAAUUCGGGCCCUCGCCCGCUGCCCCCAUUGCUCCGUCCUCCCCGAUGCUGGGCAGUGCACUCCAAAACAGACAGAUGAUGCAAUCUGGGUACCGGCUACCUGAUGGAACCUUGAUGUCUCCAUAUGGGCCACAGAGGUCUAGUGCUCCAUCCUCCCCGAUGCUGGGUAAUGCUCUCCAAAACCAGCAGCUUCGUGGAGCCUCAUACACCCUGCCGGAUGGAAGGGUUUUCAGGGACCCAUAUCAGCCCACUUCUCCUAAUCUCUCUGGAGCUCUCAGGAACCCAAAUGUCAGAAACGCCUCCUACACUCUCCCAGACGGCACCAUCGCAGACCCGAGGCAACGGAUGCCCAUGUCACCCAACUUGGCGCGGGCCCUGAACAACCCGGCGGUCCGCAGGGCGUCCUACUCCCUCCCGGACGGGACCAUCAUGAUCGACCCCAACCAGGCCUCGUCCCCGAGUCUCACGGCGGCCCUCCAGAACCCCUACCUCAAGAGUGCGGCGUACACUCUCCCCGACGGCACCAUCAUCAUCGACCCGCGGAAACCCCUCUCCCCCAACCUGUCCGGGGCGCUGCAGAACUCGGCCCUGAAGAGCGCCUCCUAUAAACUCCCGGACGGGACGGUGAUCACCGACCCCAACGCUCCCAUCUCACCCAACCUGGCGAGGGCCCUCAACAACCCGGCCUUGAGAGGUGCAACAUUGACCCUCCCAGACGGGACCCUUCUAGUGGAUCCCAGGAAACCAAAGUCUCCCGUCCUGUCCGCUGCCCUCAAGAACCCCUACAUCAUGGGGGCCUCCUACACCCUCCCAGACGGCUCCAUCAUCAUCGACCCGAGGAAACCAGUCGCACCUAACCUUUCUAAAGCUCUUACGCUGAACACAAACAUGCGUAGCGCUUCGUACAAGCUUCCCGACGGCGCCCUGCUCAUCCCCGGUCAGAAGCCCAACCUCUCCUCCGCCCUGUACAGGAACCACGGCCUGCGCUCCAAAGAGCUCUUCCACCUGUCGGACGGUUCUGCCUUCACAGGCAAGCCCAAGCCCAGCACCCCCAACCUCUCGUCCGCCAUGCGCAAGCACGACAUGCGCGGCCAACAAAUGAGGCUCCCAGACGGGUCUGCGCUGGGCCGGCGCUUCCAGAUCCCGUCCCUGGGCGAGGCCAUCCAGAACGAGCAGCUCCGCUACGCCUCGUACCGGCUGCCCAGCCCGCUGCACGGCGCGGACGGCCAGUACGCCGUCAUCACCCCCUACGGGCCGCGCUCGGGCCACUGGGCCAAGAACGCCCGGGGAGGCGGGGACGGCGAGGAGGACGUCUGGUCGGCCGAGAGGGUCCUCCCCCACGGGACGGUCCAGAACCUGUCCAAGUGGUCCAUGUACAGGGAGGAGGGCCUGAUGGACCUCUUCGUGCCCACCGUCCUGGGCGGCGACGGGAAGCCGCUGGACAGCCUCUGGACCCCCGAGAGGGAGAGAGACGCGGGGGGGACUUGGUUUGACAAGGUCUACGCUAUUCGGAGCAUGCCCACCAUAGGCCACCGGGCCAGAAAUUGGGCACAGGGAAUGGAGGACAUGACACAGAUGGAGGAGUUGAAUGAGAACACUGUCCUAAUGAACCUCAAGAAACGAUUCGAUCAAGAGCUCAUAUACACCUACAUUGGCAGUAUCCUGGUCUCAGUGAACCCCUACAAGAUGUUCAACAUGUACGGAACGGACAUGGUGCAGAAGUAUGAGGGCCAUGGCCUGGGAGACAACCCUCCGCACCUCUUUGCCAUUGUUAAUCUCUCAUAUACGUCCAUGAUGGAUGCCAAACUCAACCAGUGUAUUGUAAUCAGUGGAGAGAGUGGAUCAGGGAAGACUGAAGCUACUAAACUAAUCCUGCGGUACUUGACAGCCAUACAUCACAAACGCAACAUCACACAACAGAUAGAGAUCUUGGAGGCCACGCCCCUGUUGGAAUCCUUCGGGAAUGCCAGAACGGUGCGCAAUGACAACUCCUCUCGCUUCGGCAAGUUUACCCAGAUCUAUAUGGAGGAGGGUGUGAUCAGUGGUGCCAUAACGUCUCAGUAUCUGCUGGAGAAGUCCCGCAUCGUCUUUCAGGCCAAAUCAGAGAGGAACUACCACAUCUUCUAUGAGAUGUUGGCUGGUCUUCCUCUCCAUGAAAAACGCCUACUGUAUCUACAGGAAGCAGAAACCUACUACUACCUGAACCAGGGAGGAGACUGUGUGAUCGAGGGGAAGGACGACGCGGAGGACUUCAAGCGUGUACUCCGUGCCAUGGAGAUCCUGUGCUUCACAGCAGAGGAACAGAACGCAAUCUACCGGCUGCUCUCAUCAGUCCUUCACCUGGGCAAUGUGUUCUUCCAGACACACCAGGUUGAAGGACAGGAGGUAGCUUCUGUAGUCAGUGCCCAGGAGAUCAGGGUGGUUGCUGAAUUACUGCAGGUCUCACCUGAUGGGCUGCUUAAGGCUGUCACCUUCAAGUUGACGGAUACAGUGAGGGAGAAGAUCUACACCCCGCUCACUGUGGAGAGUGCUGUGGAUGCCAGGGACGCUGUUGCCAAGGUCCUGUACUCGCUGCUGUUCGGUUGGCUGACGGAGCGCAUCAACGGCCGCGUGUACCCCCGCAACGAGGCGCUCUCCAUCGCCAUACUGGACAUCUACGGCUUCGAGGAGCUCCAGGUGAACAGCUUCGAGCAGCUGUGCAUUAACUACGCCAACGAGUCCCUGCAGUACUACUUCAGCCGGGUCGUCUUCCAGGAGGAGCAGGAGGAGUACAUGAGGGAGCAGAUUGAAUGGCAGCAGCAGGCCUUCAGUCACAACCAGGACUGUCUGGACCUCAUCGCCGCUAAGCCCCAUGGGAUACUGCGCAUACUGGAUGACCAGAGCGGGUUCCCCCAGGCAACGGACCACACCUUUCUUCAGAAGUGCCAUUAUCACCAUGGUGACAACCCGUUGUAUGCCAGGCCCAAGAUGCCCCUUCCAGAAUUCACCCUCAAACACUAUGCUGGGAAGGUCACCUACCAGGUGCAGAAGUUCCUUGACAAGAACUUUGACAGUGUCCGGCAGGAUGUGCUUGACCUCUUUAUCCAGAGCAAAAACAGAAUGGUGGCCAACCUGUUCCUGAAGCACUCGGAGGGUGUGUCCCAGCAGCGCUCCAGCGCGCGGAGCAGCAGUGUGGUGCGGCGUUUCCAGGCCAACACAGUGAGCGCUAAGUUCCAGAGCAGCCUACAGGAGCUCCUGGAGAAGAUAGAGAGGUGUAAGCCCUAUUUCGUGAGAUGCAUCAAGCCAAACCAUCACAAGGAACCCGGGGUGUUUGACAUGGAGCUGAUCAGCACUCAGUUGCGGUACUCUGGUAUCCUGGAGACCAUCCACAUUAGGAAGAUUGGUUAUCCAAUCAGAAUGCACUUCCACACGUUCCUGUUCAGGUAUAAAGGCCUGCUGUGCUUGGAGGACCCCCCUGCGACUGAUGGAGAGAACUGCGUGAUAAUGCUCCGCAAGCUUUGUCCCCUGAAACCUGGCACCUUUCAACUCGGAGUCACCAAAAUCUUCCUAAAGGAGGAGCUGUACCAGCUGUUGGAGGGGAAGCGCGAUCGCCUCCUGACCUUGGCGGCCAUGACGCUGCAGAGAUACGCACGCAUGUUCUUUGUCCGCAGGAAGUUUGUCAAGUUCAAGCGCCGCAUGAUGCAGCUGCAAGCACACUCCAGGGGCUACUUACUGAGGAAGAAGUUGGCUCUGACGAGGCGGUACCUCAUUAAGCUCCGCUCGGCGGUGCGCCUGAUUGUCAACCGUCAACGCUACAUGAGGGUGUGUGUCACAGAGAGCACACUGAAAAACGUCCUGCUGUUUUCUUCCUGUCAGACAGUAGUGGAGCCUGCCAGGAGAGCGGAGGAGGAUCGCAUCAACAGAGAGGUGGUGGAUGUGACAACACUUCCUGUUCCUGCUGAGUUGGCUGUCCUACUGCAAGCGGCGUCAGGAGGUUCUGAGCUGCACUCAGAUUGCCUGGCCCUGGUCCAGGCUCCUAAGGUGCAGGUGGAGUCCCAGCUCACCCUGCCGCUGGACAUCAACAACUACCUCAUGACUCACUACAUCAGGGCUAUAUUCAGGGAGCCAUUGUUUGGGAUGCUAACAGCGCCUCUGGAGCUCUCUCUGACCAGGACGGAUGCAGAAUCCAAACAGAGAUCCCUGGAUGUCUUCAUUCUGAUACUGCGGUUCAUGGGGGACCCGGAUCUGAACGGGGCCCAGGAGAACAUGUUUGGGAACUUCAUCAUCCAGAGAGGACUAGCCAAACCCAGCCUCCGCGACGAGAUCCUGGCCCAGGUGGCCAACCAGGUGUGGAGGAACCCCAACGCGCUGAACUCUGAGCGGGGCUGGCUCCUGCUGUCAGCCUGUCUCUCUGCUUUCCUGCCAUCUCAAAGGCUUGCCAAGUACCUUCUCAAGUUCAUGUCAGACUACGGUCCUGAAGGCUACGACUGCGUCUGCCAGCACCGCCUGCUGCAGGCCCUGCAGCGGGUCAGCGCCGGGCCGGAGCACGUGCGCACGUACCCGCCCUGCCUGCUGGAGUGGACCGCCAACCGCAAGAGAGCGCACACCGUGCUGCACAUACACUGCUUUGAUGGUUUGUCCUUUCUGUGUCCCCUCCACUCCUGGACGACAGGAGAGGAGCUCUCAAAGGACAUCCUACAACACAGGGGCAUGGUGGAGGGCCGUCGCGGCUGGUCGGUGCUGCUGAAGGAGCCUGCCCAGUGGGUGGAGCUGGAGGGAUCGGACUACGUCCUGGACCUGAUGUCUGACCUGGAGCUGCCCGCAGACUUCCCCAAGCACAGCAGCUACUUCAUCAUCUCCGCCCAGGAGCCGACCCGGGUCCGGCCCAACGCGAGCAUAAGCUUGUUGGGCAGUGGGUUUGAUGUGAAUGAUGUCACAUCCUCCAUCCUACCUUCCUCUGAUGGAGCCUACCAAGACUUGGAUCGCCAGCGAGGAAUGGAUCACUAUCUUGACAGCCUGUUUGACCCUGUACUUUCCGAUGGGAAUGGACAGGAGGAGGAUGCAGCAGCGUUGAGCUCCAGGAUGCGAGGGGGAGGGGGUGUGGGCGGAGGCUGGGGGGACAGAGAGGAGUCUGAACGGAGCGUCUACUCCCCCCCACCCCCGCCUGGAGCUGUGCGAGUACUGCCGGUGGGAGGGGUGAUGACACCUCCCAUGGCCCCAGUGGCCCCAGUAGCCCCAGAUAAUCAACAGGCGGUGCUGGCCCAGCAGCAGGCUAUAAUGAACCAGCAAGCCAUCAUCAUGGCCCAGCAGAUGACCAUGCAGGCCAUGGCCAUGGUGGGCGGCCCGGUGACCAGCCCGCCCACCACCCCCAUCACCAGCCCCCCCAUGAGCCCCCUGCUCCACCACCCGCCCAGCCCUUACGGCGUCACUAGCCCCUACUCCACCUACAGCUCCUUCCCCCCCAGCCCUUACGGCACCAUCCCCCCAAGCCCCUAUGCCUCUGCUGCUCCUGCUGCUGCUGCUGCUGCUCCACCCAGCCCCUACCCUCCCAUCACCCACCAGGCCACUGCGUCCCCAGCCCAGGGCCGGGGCAACGGCCAGGCCCAGGCGUCACAGGCCUCUGGCCACAGGCCCGUGGGUCAGCCCAACGUCGCAGGCAAACCCGGAGCUCCGAAGAUGAAAGCCAACCCCAACCCGACUCCCAUGCCGGAGUCCAAUAAAGACAGCAUUACCAGGAGGAGAGCUCCAGGGAUCCCCAUUAACAAGGACAAGCCAGCCAAGAAGUUUGCUCCGGUGGUGACAACUCCUCUGCCCCCUAGUGGUGACGUGGUGAAGUACUCAGCUCGCACCCAUGACCACAUGAUCCCCAGCCAAGACAUCAAAGAUAUUAUUAGACGUUAUGACUCACCACCGCCCGCCACUGACCCACUACCGGCUGAAAAGAGCCGACCAGAUGGGAAGUUCAGGAAGAAGCAGAGCCCUCGGGAUGAGGCACUACAGAUCCUCAGACCACAGAUAGACAAUCCUCCAGCGCCCCAGCCCAGACGCCCCACGGCGCAGUAUCCAUCCGCCUCCACAGGCUACAAACCCGCCAAGAAGAAAGGACCUUCACGGCCUGUUCCCCCACCUCCUCCAAUUUCCCGGGAGCUUCCUGUGGAGACGGAGAGGAUCCAGACCCAGCUCCACCAGAGCAACAACCAGGAGCACUACACCUACACCAACGUGCCCUGGAGGCUGUACCUGCGCAAAGAGGUGUUCUAUCCUAAAGACAGCUUCAACCACCCCCUGAUGCUGGAACUCAUCUUCAAGCAGAUUGUGAAUGACACUCUGUCAGAGGCGUGCGUUCGCAUCACGCGGGAUGAAAGGCAGAAGAUGAAGGCCCUGUUCGUUAAACACAGAGUCCAACAGAACAUGGACCCCGUUGAUGACAGUGUGAAGAAGACGGUCGUCACGGCAGCCAGAGAGACCUGGGAGAUCUACUUCUCUCGCCUCUUUCCUGCUUCAGGCAGUGUGGGAACAGGAGUGCAGCUGCUGUCCGUGUCCCACAGUGGUAUCAAGCUGUUAAAAACGGUCAAGAGCAGCGCGGCGGCGCCAGACUACUUCAGAGUACUGCGGCCGUACACCUACGCAGACAUCCUGUUCGUCACCAUCCCCUCGGAGAACAUGCUGGAGUUCAACCUGACCAACGAGAAGCUGAUCCUGUUCUCAGCCAAGGCCCCGCAGGUCAAGCACCUCAUCGACACCUUCAUCACCGAGAUCAAGCAGGACUCGGACUACGUGAUAGCCGAGAGGAACUUCGUGACGGACGAUCACUCGCGCCUCAGUUUCCACAAAGGCGACAUCAUCAGGGUGCAAGUGAUGGACGGCCUGGAGAAGGGGUUCAGCUAUGGAUGUGUGGUGAGGAAGAAGGUGGUGUUCCUGGAGGAAAUGAAGAGGGAUACUCAGGAGUUUGGGUGGAAGUUCGGCGCGGUGCACGGCCGCUCCGCGGCCUUCCCCGUGGAGUGCGUCCGCCCCGUGGCCGCGCCCGACUUCCUGUCCGUCCCGCUGAACCGCACGGCGGAACCCCGGGGAGGGGCGGGGCAGUUCGCCGUGUCGUCGGCCGUGGCCGUCGCCGUGGCGUCCACCAUGGCCGCCCAUGAGAUAGACCCGACGUUAGAGAGGGUGUCACUUGAGGAGUUUGAUCUCCGUGGCGAGGGAGAUACGUACGAUAGUCUCCUGCAAGACAGCAAAUAUGACAUGGUUGAGUUCGCCAAGAACUUCUUCAGACAGGGCACGCCAGGAAAGAGUGACUCCCUGAAGAGCAGGGGCAAGACCAUGUCUCCCAGAGAGCCAUCUGAGAUGAUCAAGUUCUCCAAGACGCCGCUUACCCAGUCUCUGAUAGAGUUCACUGACCCCGCCUUGAACAGAGUGGCAGCGGAUCUCUUCCUGUCCGUGAUGCGCUUCAUGGGGGACCAUCCGAUCAAAGGUCUCUCAGAGCAGGAGGUGGUCAGCACCUUCCUCAAGCUUAUUGGCGAGUUCAGUCUGAUGAAGGAUGAGGCUUACUGCCAGGUCCUCAAGCAACUUACCGCUAACACCAGCUCUAAACCGGACAGUUGCCAGAGAGGCUGGAGGCUGUUGUACAUCCUGACGGCGUUCCAUCGCUGCUCAGAGGUCCUGAAGCCUUUCCUCUUCAAGUACCUGCAGCACGCCUACCUCAGCGCCGGAGUGCUGUUUCAGGGUAUUGCUAAGGCCUGUGAGCAGAACCUGAAAAAGACGUUUCAAUAUGGAGGGCGCGUGAUCCCUCCAAACAGCAUGGAGCUGAAGGCUAUGGUGGCUGGACGGAGCUCCAAGCGACAGCUGUUUCUCUUGCCAGGAGGUAUUGAGCGUCACCAAAAGAUCAAGACAUGCUCUGUGGCUCUGGACGUGAUCGAGGAGCUGUGUUACGAAAUGGGCCUGCACCGGCUAGAGGUUAUGGAUGAAUACACUGUGUUCCUGGUCACCAGUCGAGGUCAGAACGUGCGUCCUCUGAAUAAGCAAGAGUACGUCCUGGACAUCGCCACAGAGGCAGAGGAGGUGGACAGCAACUACAGCUUCUGGUUCCGCCGGGUCGUCUGGACCCAGCCGCUCAAGUUUGACAAUGAGCUCUCUGUGUCCAUGCACUACAACCAGGUCCUGCCCGACUACCGCAAAGGCCUUUUAAAUGUGCUUCCCCGGGGGAAAGUAAGCGAUCAGCAGUUCCACCAGAUCUCCAAAUUAGCCUCCCUGCAGCACAGAGCCAAGGACAUAAUCUUCAUCCCCAGCAUCCAUGAAUUGUCGGAAUACAUCCCCCCACCUCUUUUUGGGAAGCAGCCGCCCCAGCAGUGGGUUACUAUGGUGACACAGCACAUGCAGCAAGUGCAGUCGCUAAGCGCGCACCAGGCCAGAGCGCAGUACCUGGGGCUGGUCAGCGCCUUCCCCAUGUUUGGCUCCUCCUUCUUCUACAUCCAGAGCAGUAGCUCCACCUCUUUGUACGCUCCUUGUAUUCUCGCUGUCAAUCAACAUGGCCUCCACUUUCUGCACAAGGACACGCAUGAAAUCCUUCAUGUGGUCCCCCUGGCGGAGGUACAGUCGACACGCACCCAGAGGCCCACGGCUGGCACAAGCUACCCCUAUGUAGACCUAACCCUGGGAGACAUGAACACACAAAGGGUGGUUCAACUUCAAUUGGAGCAGGGCCUGGAGUUGUGUCGGGUGAUUGCCAUGCAGGUAGAGAACAUGAUGUCGUUACGAGAGAAGAGACUAAUCCUUCCGGCGAGUGAAAUCACCAUGUUGUAACUCAUGGCAACGCCCACUCCUGUGGGCAAGGCCAUAGGCACACAUAGGCAUUAGCCACAUAAAUGCACUUCACAGCACAAACACA
Molecule: messenger RNA, 13171 nt
Organism: Gadus morhua (Atlantic cod)
Lineage: Eukaryota; Metazoa; Chordata; Actinopteri; Gadiformes; Gadidae
Gene: myo15ab
Product: myosin XVAb
Exons: 80
Coding region: 31-13086 (4351 amino acids)
Cellular component (GO): myosin complex; cytoskeleton
Molecular function (GO): cytoskeletal motor activity; protein binding; ATP binding
Source: RefSeq, a predicted model, not a curated record